Sphenostylis stenocarpa is the source of this 231-nucleotide messenger RNA. The record is from the annotation of a GenBank genome assembly. NCBI's taxonomy places the organism in Eukaryota, Viridiplantae, Streptophyta, Magnoliopsida, Fabales, Fabaceae.
AUGGUGGCUAUGAAAGCCCAGACAUGCUUUGACGUGAUGCAUUGUAGCAUGAAUGUGCCUUCAUGUGACAUGAUGAAGUUUUUGAUAUGUUUGAUUGAAAGAGAAGAAAAGAGAAUGAGUGAUUGGUUUAGGAAGAAAAUAAACAAUGCACAUUCUGAAAUUGUUGCUAAAUCAGUGAAGAACAAUCUAUUUAAAGCAAAUAAUCCAUUUUCUGGUCACAAUUAUGCCUAA